Drosophila innubila is the source of this 1518-nucleotide messenger RNA. RefSeq lists its product as uncharacterized. The record is from RefSeq and is a predicted model, not a curated record. The transcript has 6 exons. The coding region runs from base 275 to 1285 and encodes 336 amino acids. NCBI's taxonomy places the organism in Eukaryota, Metazoa, Arthropoda, Insecta, Diptera, Drosophilidae.
AGCAAAAAAAAAAAAACAGUUGACGUCGGAUAACGUAUAUUUUGAAAGCGGGACUCGUCACUUAUUUUAAGCUGGUCAAUUCGCAAAUUGAGGACUGUUGACAUGUCAUUGACAUUUGUUUACAACAAAACUACAUGCAUAAUCAAAGGAGCAAAGUAAUAUGUUGAGAGUUAGCACAUACGUGUCUAGAAAUAUGUUCGGCAGAGAGUUUUCGUGUGCCACUUAAGUGGCAGAGAGUCGAGCGGCAAGGAGCUUUAAGAAAGGACUCGCUACAAUGGAUUAUGGCCAUUGGCUGCUGCAGCUGGCCAUCCACAUGCUGUUGGUUACGCGACGCAUUCAGUGUCUACUUGUGACUGACAUCAAUGUGCCACAAAUUGUUGAUUUUCGUGAUAACGUGACAUUAUCCUGCAGCUAUGACAUGAGUGGUCACACGUUAAAUUCGGUUAAGUGGUACAAAAACGACAGCGAGUUUUUUAGAUAUGCGCCGCUAAUGCAGACCGUUUUCCGAAAGUUCCCGGUGCAGGGCGUGCAAUUGAUCGAUGAUAGCUACGAAUGCAAUGAAUCCUCGUGCCGUGUGGAGCUUAAUUUAUUGGGCGUCAAAUCAUCGGGCGCUUACAGGUGCGAAGUGUCCGGCGAUGCGCCCCACUUCAAGCUAACCGCACGCUCCGCCAACAUGAGCGUUGAGGCUCUACCGCAGAACAAUCCGCUCAUCAGCAGCUUUCACUCCAUGUACCGAUUCGAUGAUUUCGUCCAGGUCAACUGCAGCACUGACUUCUCCAGUCUCUUGACCAAAAUAACCUGGUACAUAAAUGGUGUUAAGGCUUCUUUGGUGGAUCUGCAGCCGAUGGUGGAGACAACAAUUGCAGCACACGAUUACAAUCUGAGACGCGUCAUAUCACAACUGAACUUUUAUGCCAAUGAUCCACGUUUUCAUCAGCAGCGACUAGAACAACAGCGUGUUGUUAACCCAAUGCGUUUGGGCCUAGAUCUACGAUGUGUGGCAGAGAUUGAGAGUUAUCCACAGUUGGCGCGAGAGACGAGCCUGCAUGCGAUACUCUUUCGAGAUGAUAUCGAUCUGAAGAAUCAGAAAUUGUUAAAAUCUGCCGCACCAGGUGUCGCUUUGAUCGGCGCUCACCUGCUGCUGGCAGCGGCAACCGCAGCGAUAGCCGCCAUCAGCACACAGUGGUUAUUUUUGCCACUGACAUUUCAAUAUGGCGGACGGAAGUUGACGCGCUACAAAAUGGCGACCGGCAUGUCAGAAGAUGCAACUGUAACAAGCCAUUAGAGUGUUUGUUUGAUUGUUUCUGUUUUGUAUUUGAUUUGUGUACAUUUUUAGCUUUAAGCAACUGAAAUGCACGUGAGAAUUUACAACUAUAAAUUACAACUACAACUACAACUGAUAUGUACGAUACAUAUAUGUAUGUCACUUGAUAUAAAAUUAAGCCGCGACAAGCCAACUGUGUAAAUAGCCUGUAAGUAUGCAAUACAAUUAAAAUUCAUCAAUAAAUAUGCAAGCAA